Molecule: messenger RNA, 501 nt
Organism: Adineta steineri
Lineage: Eukaryota; Metazoa; Rotifera; Eurotatoria; Adinetida; Adinetidae
Source: the annotation of a GenBank genome assembly
AUGCCACCUGGUCAACAACAGAAGCCACCUCGUUAUUCAUCAACUUAUGAAGAUGAUAAAUUUCAAUAUCGACACGUUAUUUUGGAUAAAGAGAUGGCGCCUGUAAUUCCAAAAAAUCGUCUCAUGGACGAAGUUGAGUGGCGUGCAUUGGGAAUUAAACAAGGACCUCAUUGGGAACAUUACCUUAUUCAUAAGCCUGAACCAUUUGUACUUAUGUUUCGUCGUCAAUUAAAAUAUCGUGUUGAACCUGAUCCAGGAAUGCAACAACAAAACACUCAUUUUCCAACAACACGUAUGCCUGUUAGUGCAACAAUGAAUAUGUCAACAAGUUAUCCACUUGGUGAUUCAACAAAUACAAAAAAAACUAUGGUGACACGUGGUGGAAGUUCUAGUGGUGGGCUUCGCGUGGCUGUUAAUCCAUAUAAAGUUAUACAUGAUCAAAUUGAUGAAGAAGAUAAUGAACUUCUAGAAUCAGGCUUUGUUAGUCAUUGUGAUGAAUAA